Molecule: messenger RNA, 3635 nt
Organism: Gallus gallus (chicken)
Lineage: Eukaryota; Metazoa; Chordata; Aves; Galliformes; Phasianidae
Product: protocadherin beta-6-like
Biological process (GO): homophilic cell-cell adhesion
Cellular component (GO): plasma membrane
Molecular function (GO): calcium ion binding
Source: RefSeq, a predicted model, not a curated record
GUGCGAGCUGCUGGGGAAGAAAAGUGCGGCGGGGCUUUGGAGCCGGGCGCUCGGGGGCUUUGGGGCCGAGCUGCUGGGAAAGGCAGCUUCUGGUUGGCGAGCGGCAGCGCCGUGCGUCGGGGCCGGCGAGAAAGACUGCGAGCCAUGAAAGGCCGGCUGUGGCGGAGAGGGACGGCGAGCGGGAGACGGAGCGGCGGCGGCGGCGAGAGGCAAGUGCUGCUGUGGCUCGUGUGCGUUUGCGUGUGGGAGAGCGGGGCCGAAACGCUGCGCUAUUCGGUGGCGGAGGAAAUGGCGAGGGACUCGUUGGUGGGCAACGUCGCCCAGGACCUGGGGCUUUCUCCGAGCCAGCUCGCGGCUCGCAAGGCGCGCGUGGUGUCCGAGGGGAGCGAGCAGCAUUUCCGCCUCGAUCCGCACAGCGGCGUCCUGACGGUCACGGAGACGCUGGACCGAGAGCGGAUCUGUCCGCACAGCGAGAGCUGCGCGCUCUUGUUUAAGCUUUUCUUUGAGAACCCGGUGCAGCUGAUCCGCGGGGAGGUGGAGGUUCGGGACGUGAACGACCACUCUCCCGAGUUCCCCGAGAAGGAGAUGAUCUUAGAGAUUCUUGAAACGGCAUCUCCAGGGACUCGCUUCCUCUUAGGAAACGCGAGGGAUAGGGACAUGGGGACCAACGGGUUACGGAACUACAGCCUCUCCCCAAAUUCGCAUUUCUCCCUAAAUCAGGGAAUAGGUAAAGGGGGCGGCAGAUACGCGGAGCUCGUCCUGCAGAAGCCUUUGGACCGCGAGGAGCAGCGGGAGCUGCAUUUGGUGCUCACGGCCACGGACGGGGGCUCGCCGCCCAGGUCGGGCACGGCUCAGGUUCGGGUGGUGGUGCUGGAUGCCAACGACAACAUGCCGGUGUUCUCGCGGGAGGUGUACGAGGUGCGCGUGGCCGAGAACAGCCCCCCGGGGCAGCUGGUGGUCCGGGUGUCGGCCGCGGAUCCCGACGAAGGCUCCAACGGCAAAGUGCGGUACACCUUCACUGAGAUGUCAGAGCAGUCGCAACAGCUGUAUGAGCUGAACCCUGAAACUGGGGAGAUUCGGGUCUCAGGGAAUUUGGAUUACGAAGAAGAAAAAAUGCACGAGCUCGUGGUGAGAGCUAUGGAUGGCGGUGGUCUGUCUGCGCACUGCAGAGUGCACGUGGAGGUGCUGGACGUGAACGACAACGCGCCGGAGAUCGCGCUGAGCUCCGUGAGCGCCUCCAUCCCCGAGGACGCCCCGCCCCGCACCGUGGUGGCCCUGCUGAGCGUGCGGGACCGCGACUCCGGCGACAACGGGCGGACGGAGUGCGCCAUCGAGGGCGACGUGCCGUUCAGCCUGACGGCCGCUUUCGCCAACCACUACGAGCUGCGCACCAGCGCGGCCCUGGACAGGGAGACGACGGCCGAGUACAACGUGAGCAUCGUGGCCACGGACUGGGGCCGGGCGCGGCUGAGCGCUCGCGAAAGCGUGUCGGUGCGCAUCGCCGACGUGAACGACAACGCGCCGCGCUUCACGCAGGCGGCGUACAGCAUGUCGGUGAGCGAGAACGAGGCGGGCGCGGUGCGGAUCGGCAGCGUGAAGGCGACGGACGCGGACGCGGGCGCGAACGGGCGCGUGAGGUACGCGCUGGUGCGGGAGGAGGGCGAGGAGCGGCCCGCCGUGUCGGUGGACGCCGAGAGCGGGGCCGUGUCCGUCGUGCGGCCGCUGGACUACGAGGAGGUGCGCGCCGUGGAGGUGACGGUGCGCGCCGCCGACGGGGGCUCGCCGCCGCGGAGCGCCACGGCGCUGCUGCGGGUGCUGGUGCGGGACGAGAACGACAACGCGCCCGUGGUGCUGCACCCGCCGGCCGACGGCGGCGCGGCGCUGGGCGAGCUGGUGCCGCGGCGGGCGCGGGCGGGCUACCUGGUGGCCAAGGUGGUGGCGGUGGACGCGGACGCGGGGCAGAACGCGUGGCUGUGCUACGAGCUGGCCAAGGCGACGGAGCCGGGGCUGUUCCGCGUGGGGCUGCACAGCGGCGAGGUGCGCACGGCGCGGGCCGUGGGCGAGCGCGACGCGGCCCGGCACAGGCUGGUGGUGCUGGUGCGGGACCGCGGGCGGCCGCCGCGCUCCGCCAGCGCCACCCUCGCCGUCGCCCUGGCCGACGGCUUCUCGGAAGGCCACCUGCGGGCGAGCGAAGAGGCGCCGGCCGCCGAGCCCGACGGCCGCCUCACCCUCUACCUCAGCGUCUGCUUGGCCUGCGUGUCCGCGCUCUUCGUGGCCGGCGCGGCGGCCGCCGUGGCCGCCAAGGUGCGGCGGGCCCGGCGGGGCGAGCCGGGGACCUUGCCCACCUUCCCGCAGUCCGCCGCCGACAGCAGCGCCGGCUCCCUGCCCCGCAGCUACGUCUACGACGUCCGCCUCGCCGCCGGCACCGUCAACAGCGAGUUCCGCUUCCUCGGGCCGCUCUUGCCCUGCUUCCCCGCCGGGCUGCCGCAGGGCGCGGCCGAGCAGCGGAGCUCGCUCUGCUCGGCCGGCCUCGGGCAAGAAGAAGGCGACUGGGCUGUGCAGGGCCGAGCUCCCCUCUCUGAAGGCACGGCUCCCGGGGCAGCAGAGGAGAAUGCCAGUUUGGAUCAAAGCCCCUGGCUCAGCCAUCAGUAAGGGAGGAGAAGGAGCAGCAUCUCGAUCCUCGUGGGCUGAUGUCUUCGAAGUGAAAUGAAGGAGGGACCAAACACAUGCCAAAAAUGUACCAAGGAAAUGCAGUACUGCUGUGUGAGAGUGCAAGGACACUCCUGUUAACCAGUCCUUCAUGUAUUUAGUAUGAACCCUUGAUAAGUCAGCAGGGUCUUGCAUGCUGCAAACACUGACAUUUGAUAUCUAAUUGUUGUAGUGCUAUUGCUGCUAAGUAUUAAGUGAAAAUGGAAAGAAAAAGUUGGAUGGGGGCCUUGGGCAACCCGGUCUAGUAUUAAAUGGGGAGGUUGGUGGCCAUGCCUGUUGUAGUGGGGUUGCAGAUUCAUGAUCCCUGAGGUCCCUUCCAACCUGGGCCAUUCUGUGAUUCUCUAAUAUUCAAGGUAUUGUUUUCCUACGUGUGUUUUUAUGCAUUGUUUUGUUGUUGUUGUUGUUGUCAGGUGGGCUCUGUAAUAUUGUAAUCUAUUCAAUGCCAGGUUGUGAAUCUAUUAAUCAAAGCUGAAUGUUUCCAGCAAAAGUAUUCUUGAAUAACACUGGGAAGCUGGCUGCCUUUGAGAUGACUGACGUUCACACUGUGCACGUGCAAUCAGGAGUUCUUGGGUUUUGUAUGUUGUACCGGGUGGUCUUUGAGCACUGUAUUUGGUUUUGGAUUGGUUUGAUUUCUUUCUCAACAUGAAGUCUAAAUGAAUGGUUCUAGAGCAUUCCAGGAUUAUGGAAUAUAGAUAUGAAGAGAUAAUAAAAUCUUCAAAGCCAUGUGCUAUUUCCCAUUGCUCACAUAUUUCCUGGAGUUGAAUGCCUGGUCACAGAAACCAGUAAAAUCUGCUGAGAAAUCUGUCAGAAGAUGAGCUUCAAUCUUACGUACAAAGUUAUUAUUGUAGUGAAAAGGUGCGUUAAGCAUCACUGUUGCUGUUACAGCCUUCUCCACCUGAAGCUGAAGGGUCACGUGUCCCUGUGAA